This is a messenger RNA of Saccostrea echinata, 1440 nucleotides long. Its product is annotated as osteopetrosis-associated transmembrane protein 1-like. Bases 48 to 386 code for a protein of 112 amino acids. Lineage: Eukaryota; Metazoa; Mollusca; Bivalvia; Ostreida; Ostreidae. The record is from RefSeq and is a predicted model, not a curated record. The transcript has 4 exons. Gene Ontology annotation, cellular component: cytosol.
CAGUUUUUACAUUCAUCAAUUACACUGUAUGUAGUGCCUGCUUACAGAUGUAUCUAGUUCUCAAUGAUCAUUAUGAAGACAUGAGGACCAGUUAUAAAGGGAAAAUUUGUAUGGAUCUAGUUGAUAUGAUGAAUUAUACUCGCCUGAUGUGGGGAGAUGCCAAGGACUUAAAUUGUACAAAACAUGACAGGGACGACAUGCCCGUACUGCUCACAAGUAUCAUUCUACUAACCAUACCAUUUCUCUUCUACGGAGCCACCUGCAUUUGUGGCGAAAGAAAAAAGCUCAAAAUCAUGACACAGAAAAGAUUAAAGAAUCCAAUUUCAGUGGAGGUUUCUCGUAUGACCUCCAACUCAAAUUCAAACCAUGUUAAUAGUAUAUCCUGAAAUCAACUAAGGAAGACAGGAAAAAUUCUCAAGGAAAGGAUGAAACAUGACUUCUACAGUAAAAGGGAUGUUAUUGUCAAAGAUGGCAAUGAAAACACAACAAAAAAAAUGUUGAAGAAAUGAUUACAAUAAGUAGUGCUUAAACUACUUGACCCCUUUAUAGUAGGUCUUUUCUGCAAGGUCACAUUUAUGUAUAAUGUAAAGAUAGAUUCUUCCUUUUUUCCAUGUCAAGAAAAUCAUUUUGUAUGAGUCAUUACAAAGUUAUCAAACUGAAUGUAAUAUCUGAGAGCAAUUGAAAAUCUGGUAUCCUUUUACAAAAGUGGAUAUAUUUUGGAUGUAUAUCUGUUGUAAAAAAAAAAAAAUAAUUAGAAAAUUAUUUAUUUAUAGACUGCCAAGAUUUGUAUUGAAAAUUAUGUAAUACAGGAAGAUAAAAUAGCAAUAUGAACUUGAAAAUCAUUGCAAUAGGUACAUGUAUACACGAUACAGAUGGUUGUAUCAAAUGUGAAAUGAUGUUUAGAAGCUGUUUAAGUACAGAAAACACAGAUCUUAUACUGAGAAAACGUUUAUAUUUUUUGACAAAUCAUAACUGAGUAUAAUAAAUGAUAAGUCAAGUGUUUUUAAGGAAGUUUUCAUUCCUAAGGUUUAAUAAAUGUGUAUUAUCAAUUUACAGUAAAACACACUUAUUGCGAAAACGCUUAUAAUGAAUUUACACUGCUUAUAGCAAAGUGAUUUUCUUUCCCCUUGGUUUUGAAAAGUAUCAUGAACUUCACGGAUAUAACAAAAUACAUUUAUAACAAAGCAACUUCGCAAUUAGCGUGUUUUACUGUACAAGCCAUGUUUAUAAAUGCUAUUGUUACAGCUACAUGCAUAUUUACAUUGAAUACAAUGUAUGUAUUCCAUAGUAAAUGAUACUGUGUGUUUAUACCCCAAACAUAUUUUCUACUUUGGAAAAGGACUUGUAUAGUCUCAGCUCAUUUUCUCUAGUCCAGUGUGAUAUUGUUCAAAGUGUGUUUCUGGCAUAUUUUCUAUUUAUCAAUAAAAAUCUGCAUUAUGA